UUAAAGUACGGGUUCCAUAUGAUAUUAGUCCUUGUCCGGACGAACUAACUAUCAGGUAUUGCUUUCUCGGGUUGAAAAGCCUAGAGUGGUAUCCGAUAGGAGCGUUGGUGUUCUUUGAUUGUUGGUCUAAGGCGAUCGGAAGUAUUCUGAGAACCUCAGAUCGACCAUCGAGGAACAUUGACCGUGUCAUUUCUGGUCAUCUAUGAUCGGGGGUGUCACAUCCAUAGUCUAAGACUUCGUAGAAGACUUCCCGGAAGUCUUCCAGAGUGUAAGACUUUGUAGAAGACUUCUUGGAAGUCUUUCAGACGACCUAAGUUUUCGUUGGAAGUCUUCCAGAGUGUAAGAUUUUGUAGAAGACUUCAUGGAAGCCGUCUCAGUAGUCUUCUCACUAAAACUUACAUGCAAGUCUUCUUAGUAGUCUUAUGUGUUUGAGAUACUUGUUUUUGAUUGUUUUGCAGGCCAGAAAAUGGAUUUACCAGCACUCCCACAGAGGAUAUAUACAUUAGGGGAAGAGCCCCCUGCACAUAAAAGCAUUUCGUAUCACACUGAUGACUCGACUUUAUUUAAUGCUCUAAGGCGAGCUCUAAACGCUGACGAAUAUGAGGAGCUGAAGGAGUCGAACUUGGGAGUGUUUAUCAAGUUCAAGGAGCUGAAUUUUGGUUGGGCUUCAAGGCUGCUUCAUUAUGUGCUCGAUUUCCAUCUUAACAUCAAGAAGAAGUAUGAGCUCCGGAGUCACGUUGGUCCACAACCGGUGAGCUUUUCACUGUUAGAGUUUGAACACCUCACUGGUCUGAACUGCGAUUACAUCGAGGACCUGGAAAAUCCAAGGGUUGAGGUUACGAAGGAGAUGGCUGCUUUCUGGGAGAUUAUGGGUGUUGAUGUUGAUGCUGGGCCAACUACUGAACAGAUAAAAGCAGCAUUUGGGAGAUGCGAGGAGUGGUUUCGGGAUGAUCGCAUGCGGCUCGGAUACCUUGCCAUCUUCACUGGAUUCAUUGAAGGGAGAAAGUACUCAACCGCUACACGGACUAGUCUUGCAAGGCUAGUGAUGGAUUUAUAAAGAUUUGAGAAUUAUCCUUGGGGGAGAGUGGCGUUUAAGGUGCUGAUGGAGUCUUUGAAGGGAAAAGAUUUGAAAUCAAAUUCAUACAUUGUUGAUGGGUUUAUUCAAGGUCUCCAGGUGUGGGCGUACUUUGCUCUGCCAUAAUUUGGUGCUAAUUAUGGGCAUCCCCUACCAAACAGACCGUUUCCGCUGUUGCAGGCUUACAAUGGUGGCAAAUGACGCAUAUUUUUUAAAGAGGCCAUUAGUAGACAGGUAUUUAAACUUCACUCCCUAAGACUUCACAUAAGACUUUAAAGUAAGUCGUCUGGUAAGUCUUCCAGAGAAGACUUCGCAGAUAACUUAAAGUUAUGUCGUCUGGGCGUCUUAACUUUAAGUCUUCUGCUUGGUCUUCUCUGGAAGACUUACCAGACGACUUACUUUAAAGUCUUCUGUGAAGUCUUUUCAGGAUGAUUUCAGUCUUUGUUAUCUGAGUUGAUAUCAUUAAUUUUUACAGACUAGCAUGAUCAAAUUCGUCCAGAAGGACUUUGCUGAAAUGUUUCCACGAUGGGAUUUUGAUGUAGAGGACCCGGCCGUGGAGAACAUAAUCAAAGUCAUGUUUAAUGCGAAAGCUAAUUGGAAGAAGACCAUGGAUUGCUGGGAAUUCACCGGUACUAAACCGAGAGUGAAGAAGGAAGUGAGUGCAGCGGAGACAAAGAGUGGUGUGAAGGAGGAAAGUGUAAGACCUCAGAAGAAAGUUCGUAAAGAGGCUUCUGUCAAGGCUAGUAAAGAUCAUCGUUAAGAGGCUUCUGUUGAGGCUAGUCAAGUGCCUUCUGCUAAGGCUUCUACGUCUGUUGGUGGGAUGACCAAGAAGCAGAUUGAAAAAAGCUUCGGGAACAUAGAUGAUGUCAUGAGGGAUGGGUUUGGGACGUGCCUAAAGGAGAUCAAGGUUCUGGGGGAUAAGAUUGGAGCUGUGGAGAAGAAGGUGGGAAUCACCAAAAAAGGGACUGCAUCUAAUGAACUUCAACUCAAAACUUCAAAUCCAGAAAAGCAUGUGCACGAACCUGGAGUUAGUACCAAAACCUCUCCCAAAAUCACAGAGAAGAGAUUGACUAGGCAAAGUAUUAGGAAUAAGGAAUGAUGUGCUUGGUUGAAUCAUUGUAUGUCGGAACAUGUGUGUUUGUUUCUAGUGUGCUUGGAUCAUUGCUUAUGUAUGGAUUUUGUUUGAUGUGUGAAUUGGAUAUUUCGUUAAUAUUUUAUAAACACAUUUUGUACAUCGAAAUUGCAGAGUGAAAGUGUGAAUGGGGCGAAAGCAGGACAUAAUGACCCCCAAAAACCGAGUUCCUCGAAAGACCAGAGUCUUGUGAUAGCAAAUGAGUACAAAGGAGUACCCACUGAGGGGAAACCUACAGAACAGAGUGAUGAACCUAGCGUUUUUGUAUUGGACAAAGGAGUACCCACUGAUUCAGAUUUACAAAAGGAGGAAACUAGAAGGCAUAGAAAGAAGGAUGUUGCUAUGGUACACGUCCGUGGAAAGAGUGAGCGAGCAAGGAAACUUGCUGCCUCACAGCAAACUCCUUUUAAGGGAAACAUCACUGCGAAAGUGAUCAUUCCAAACAAAAGGGUUGGCCAAGGCUAUGAUCCUUUUGCACCCGUUGACAAGAAGAUGUCGAAGGUGCUCACUGAUUGGGUGAAACUUGAUCCGUAAGUGAGAAUGUCCCAUAAUAGCUUCCUUUAAUAUACAAGAAAUGUUGCUUAUCUACAUUUUGUGUUUGCAGUUAUCUUAAAACACCUAUGGACAAAAAAUCACGUAGAUGUCCUAGUCAGUUUUAUCACAUCCUCCGAACCUCCUUACAAUGGCUGAACGACGGAGUAAGUCUCCUGCUUUCUAUGUCUUCUAGUUUUCCCCUUAGCAGUAGUUAUGUCUUCUCUAGAAGACUUAACAGACGACUUACCAAUUAGUCUUCUGUUAUGUCUUCCAGAGAAGACAUAACAGACGACUUACCCAUUAGUCUUCUGUUAUGUCUUCUAGACAAGACUUAUCAGACGACUACCGGAGAAGUCGUCUGGUAAGUCUUCUCUAGAAGACAUAACAGAAUACUUACUAGACGACUUAAGCGUAAGUCAUCUGAUAAGUGUCUCUGACUUGUAUUGUUUUAUAUGCAGCAUAUGAUGCUUUUAUUAAUGUACUGAAGCAACAGUACCAAGAUAAUCCACAUCAGUCCAGGAGCGAGAGACUGUGCUUUCUUGAUCAUGUAUUUUCUCGGCAGUGGUCCCACAAGUACCUGGAAUUUAAGAGCGACGAGGACGACAUCAACGGCUUAGGAAGAAGACUCCCUGGUGGGGCGUGGAAUUAUCAUGCAGGCAUUGUACCAUCAUUUUACCAAUCUAUGAAGGUUUUGGGGUUGGAUGUGGAUGAUAUUUAUGCGCCAGUGAACUUCAGGAACGAGCAUUGGAUUGCUAUUUGGAUAUCGAUCCCUAAGAAGCACAUAGUCGUCUGGGACAGCAUUAUAUCACAUAUUAGAGCUGCAGAACUCGAUGAGUUCAUGGAGC
Molecule: messenger RNA, 3586 nt
Organism: Brassica rapa (field mustard)
Lineage: Eukaryota; Viridiplantae; Streptophyta; Magnoliopsida; Brassicales; Brassicaceae
Source: RefSeq, a predicted model, not a curated record